GAUAUGUUCGCCAUGCGCCAGUCAACGAGAAGCUGCUAUGGCCGCUGGGUCAGCUUCAAAGUUAACUGUGUUUGUGAGAAGAUUGAAGGAUUUCACUAGGUGUUUACGCGUGCCCAGACCCAACGCACCACAGGAGAGGUGGGAACGAGCAUCGUGGUUUAGUAAUCGGCAGGCUCGUAGGUUUCAUCAUGGUAGCAGCAUAUGCAGCCACUGCUGUCGGCAUACUAAGCCCGGUUUGGUCACAACACCACAUCUGCAUAGGAGUUUCCUGACAUCUGUCCAAAGCCUGCAAGCUCCCCUGGUACAACAGCCAGGAAGUCUUCCUGAGGCCACAACAGACCCUUUUGAACUGUCCAAACAGGACUUGGCAGACAUAUAUGAAGCCAUCAAGAAGGAGCUUUGGGUAUCCAAACCCCAACUCAACGAAAUUGCCAACUACUAUUUCGAUGGCCAGGGAAAAGCAUUUCGUCCAAUGAUAUGCACCCUAGUAGCGAGAGCUGUCAACAUCCACGUGCACAACAGGAAUGUACUUUUAGACUACCAGAAGAAAGUAGCAUUGCUAUGUGAAAUGAUCCACACCGCAAGCCUCGUUCACGAUGAUGUCAUUGACACCUCAGACACAAGGAGAGGAAAGCCAAGUGUCAACGUACUGUGGGGACAGAAAAAGGCAAUCUUAGCAGGGGACUUUGUGCUCUCAAGGACAGCUCAAUUGCUCGCCAAAAUUGGAAGUAAUGAUGUUAAUGCCUUUCUCUCUCAGGUUUUAGUGGACCUGGUUCAAGGAGAAUUCAUGCAGCUGGGUUCCAAAGAAGAUGAAGGAGAACGGUUUUCACACUAUAUACAAAAGACCUUUAAGAAGACUGCCAGUCUCAUAGCUUUUGGAUGCAAAUCUGUCUCCAUAUUGGGAGGAGGUGACGCAGAAAUCCAAGAAGCAGCCUACCAGUAUGGAAAGAAUGUUGGCAUUGCUUUUCAGUUGGUAGAUGAUCUUCUGGACUUCAUAUCAAGCCAAUCUGAUCUUGGCAAGCCAGCAGCAGCUGACCUCAGGCUUGGUUUGGCAACGGCCCCAGUCCUCUUCGCCUGCGAUAAGUUUCCCGAGCUCAACGUCAUGAUUAUGAGGCGCUUUUCUGAGCCUGGAGAUGUGGAGAGAGCAUACGAAGCUGUCCUGAAGAGUGACGGUUUGGAGCAUACACGGCUCUUGGCUCGGAAACACUGCACUGAAGCCGUGCGCCACAUCAGCCCAUGGGUUGACUCUCCUGAGAAGCAGGCCUUGAUCACAAUUACUGAGAAAGUGCUCAACCGGAAGAAGUGAUUGCCUUUCGGAAAUGAACACUAGAUGGUACAUUAUGGGUAGCAACUCUGCUGCACCACCACAUUUGUUUUUUUGUAAAGGUUGUACAUAAGUUAGCUUCCUUGUUUUGGUACCAGCUAGCCGCAGCUGGAACAUUAGAAGGACAUGGGUAAAGGAGUAUUUUAACGCGUUAGGAACUGCCAUGGCAUCCCUGUUAGGGGGGCGUUCUCUUCUGGAUGCAUCACAAAAGUGGGGACAAUCAGCACCUCAGGAGUGUAUUUUGAUAGUUAAUCCAAUGCUGCUCUAAUUUUUAUAUGGUAACCUGGUCCGUGUGAUUACAAAGAGUGCCUGUCCAUACCCCUUUUAAGAUAGGUACCCCUCGCAAUGUGAGGGAUGUGAUACUGGACCAGGGAGCUUACUUGAAUAAACAUUUAGUUACCUACAUACAUAUGCAAAGUUGCAAGCCCUUGCAACAGAAGUAGUCUGAGAGCUAGCUAGAUAACACAUUUGUAAAAAUAAAUUUAACACGGGUGCUAGUGUACAUACGAGUGUAAAUGUAAAUACCUGUAAUACCAUUUUUGCAAAUGUGAACUGCAAGCUGGAAAACUUUUGCCUGACUCCAAUAUUUAUCCUCCAACAUAGUGCCACCAGUAAUUGGCUGUAUGCCACAAGUCAGGCAAGACUGUACAUAAUACUGUUUGAAUGUAUGGAUUAUGCAGAAGCUCGAGUUGGGAAUGUUUUUACUUGUUAAUAAUGGAUUUCUGUUUGUAUACACAAAUACAAGCACUAAUAGAUAAUAAAUGAAAUUUAAUAACUAGUAACUACAA
This is a messenger RNA of Ornithodoros turicata, 2112 nucleotides long. It is a transcript of the gene qless, whose product is annotated as all trans-polyprenyl-diphosphate synthase PDSS1-like. Gene Ontology annotation, molecular function: prenyltransferase activity. Gene Ontology annotation, biological process: isoprenoid biosynthetic process; ubiquinone biosynthetic process. The record is from RefSeq and is a predicted model, not a curated record. The transcript is spliced from 10 exons. Lineage: Eukaryota; Metazoa; Arthropoda; Arachnida; Ixodida; Argasidae. Gene Ontology annotation, cellular component: mitochondrion; transferase complex. The coding region runs from base 38 to 1306 and encodes 422 amino acids.